CCUGUCUAUAUACACGGCAAUCUUUUACCUUGAAAGUUGUGGAAGUAGCAUUUGCUUCAGGCAGUGAAACGUACAACACAUGGAUAUGCCGAUCAUUGUUUCGUUUACUUUCUAAUUUUAGUUUCACUUUUUAUCUUAUAGUCAGUACCGUGAGGUGCUGUAAUAUUUUUGUGAGGACAUUGUGACAGGUCAACAGCAACCAUGCCACGUCCACACAUCAAUGUUCGGGUCACCACCAUGGAUGCUGAGCUGGAGUUUGCCAUCCAACAUAGUACAACAGGCAAACAGCUCUUUGAUCAGGUGGUCAAGACAAUCGGCUUGAGAGAAAUUUGGUUCUUUGGUCUUCAGUACAUAGAUAGCAAAGGUUACAGCACUUGGCUUAAACUUAACAAAAAGGUGAUGAGCCAAGAUGUUAAAAAAGAGGUUCCACUUCAGUUUAAAUUCCGUGCGAAAUUUUUCCCUGAAGAUGUUUCAGAAGAACUCAUUCAGGAAAUAACACAGAAAAUGUUCUUCUUACAAGUCAAGGAAGCUAUCUUAACAGAUGACAUCUAUUGUCCCCCUGAAACAGCUGUGUUGUUAGCAUCUUAUGCUUGCCAGGCCAAAUAUGGCGAUCUUUCAGAUGAUAACCCUAAACCAGGUGCUUUGGCCAAUGACAGACUUCUUCCACAAAGAGUAUAUGAUCAACAUAAGUUAACCAAAGAACAAUGGGAGGAGAGAAUAAAAAGUUGGUACGCAGAACACAAAGCAAUGUUAAGGGAAGAUGCAAUGAUAGAAUACCUAAAGAUUGCACAGGACUUAGAAAUGUAUGGUGUUAACUAUUUUGAAAUUAAGAACAAAAAGGGAACAGAUUUACUUUUAGGUGUUGAUGCUUUGGGUCUUAAUGUUUAUGAGAAAGAUGAUAAACUAACACCAAGAAUAGGCUUCCCUUGGAGUGAGAUUAGGAAUAUUUCUUUUAAUGAUAAAAAGUUUGUUAUUAAACCAAUUGACAAGAAAGCACCAGACUUUGUUUUCUAUGCCCCACGUCUUAGAAUCAACAAACGUAUUCUAGCUCUUUGUAUGGGUAAUCAUGAACUGUACAUGAGGAGGAGGAAGCCAGACACUAUAGAAGUCCAACAGAUGAAGGCUCAAGCCAGGGAGGACAAACUGGCUAAACAGCAAGAAAGGGCCCAGCUUGCAAAGAUGAGACUGGAACGUGAAGAGUCAGACAAACUGAGAAAAGAUUUAGAAGAAAAGGUCAAAAUUAUGGAAGAGGAACAGAGGAAGCGAAUGAAAGAGCUUGAGGAUAUGCAGCAUAUGAUCAGAGAGAGGGAUGCUAAAGUUGCUGAACUUUCAAGGCUUAGAGAUGAGCUCGAUGAAGAGAGGCGACGUGCCGAAGAGCUGUCGCGAGAAAUUGAAAGGUCUCAUGAAAUGGAACAGUCGGAACGAGAGAGGCUGGCUGCAGAACUGGCCGCCACCCAGGCUUCCCUGUACGAGAGACUGAAUGAGAUUGAGUCCAAAGAAAGCAUUGUCUCCAAUCUGUAUGUAGAGCUGGACAGUGCCAAGAAGAGUGCAGAGGAGAAGGAGCUAGAGCUGAACAGGUUUAUGACCAUCAGUCAGCAGAGAGAGCAGGAACUCCAGGCCCAGUUGUUGGUGCGUUCUGAAAUGCACGAUCAACAUGAUGAGGGCGAGGAGAAUGAAGGAGAUGAUAAGAAAGAGUUUGAUGCUGAGCUGACUGUUGAUGAGAAUACCUUGUAUAUGCCAAGACCAGAAGAGUCGAGAGAGACACAGCAGAGUAAAGACAAGAGGCUUCAAGAACAGCUACGGGCCUUGAAAGAAGACCUAGACGCUGAGAAAACCAAACAAAACGCUAUAGAUCUAUUGCACCAAGAGAACAUGAGGCAGGGCAGGGACAAGUACAAGACAUUGAAGCAGAUCAGGCAGGGCAACACCAAGCAGAGAGUGGAUGAGUUUGAGUCCAUGUAAUCACACCUGGCCAUCUGUUUUUUGUGUCUAGUUUAUGCCAGUACGGUAUAAAGAUGUCUAGCCUACAGCCGUGGAAUGUUUUGUUUUGGGGGGCGGGAGGGGAGAUAGAAAAACAAUCUAUUGUCUUGUCAGCAUCAUCUUAUUUAUUAUCAUAAAACUUGUUCUAGUGUAACGGGAAUAUUUCGUGCUUUAUACUGUAAUGCCAUUGUAAGCAUCGCAUGUGAUGAGCUACAGGGCGUAUUUUGUACAUCUUUAUGGGGGGGUCUAUCUGUAUUUUUGUAUGAAACUAUUUAAACUCUUCUGUAGCCCAUCUCCAGUAAACUAGCCAUGUUUUUUUUUUUUUUACUUGACUGUAUUUGUUGAUACAAAAAUGACUUCAUGCCUAUUUUUCUCUUUCUUGACUGGAACUAAAUAAAGGUUUAUGUAAGAGC
Biomphalaria glabrata is the source of this 2393-nucleotide messenger RNA. RefSeq names its product radixin-like. Gene Ontology annotation, cellular component: apical part of cell; filopodium; microvillus. Lineage: Eukaryota; Metazoa; Mollusca; Gastropoda; Planorbidae. The transcript has 14 exons. The record is from RefSeq and is a predicted model, not a curated record. Gene Ontology annotation, biological process: positive regulation of protein localization to early endosome; positive regulation of early endosome to late endosome transport; regulation of cell shape. The coding region runs from base 202 to 1962 and encodes 586 amino acids. Gene Ontology annotation, molecular function: cell adhesion molecule binding; actin binding.